Cylindrotheca closterium is the source of this 375-nucleotide messenger RNA. Lineage: Eukaryota; Bacillariophyta; Bacillariophyceae; Bacillariales; Bacillariaceae. The record is from the annotation of a GenBank genome assembly.
AUGUAUUUAGACCGCAAAUUGGAUCGAUCUUGUACGGAAAAGGUGACGGUUGUCAUUGAUAUUCGAGCUGGACAAGGAUGGUCCAAUCCAUCGUCCGUGUCGAUAGUCCCCUUUAUCAAACUGGUGGUGGGCCUCUUGAAUACCUACUUCCCCGAACGUCUCUCGAGGUGCAUCUUGUAUCCACUCCCCUUUACGGCCACCUUGUUGUUCAACAAGGCCAAGGAUUAUUUGGAUCCAGAUACGGCCGCAAAGAUUCAAGUAUGCUCGGGAGCUGGAUCUGUCCAAUCGCCAGUCCCCGAAAAGGUCUGUGAAUUCAUUGGCCCCAAGGCAAUCGAAUGCAUGGAAGAUAGGAGACGAGGACUCUUUCGACAAUAG